Molecule: messenger RNA, 1111 nt
Organism: Penaeus vannamei (Pacific white shrimp)
Lineage: Eukaryota; Metazoa; Arthropoda; Malacostraca; Decapoda; Penaeidae
Product: protease inhibitor 2
Molecular function (GO): protein binding; serine-type endopeptidase inhibitor activity
Source: RefSeq, a predicted model, not a curated record
CGCGGAGGGAGGCCAGCAGUGUGUCUCCGUCUGCAGGUGUUGUAGGACGGUCGUCGAGGACCUGUUUGUGUCGUGUAUUUCGUGAUCACAUUGAGGAAUGUUGUGCCCGUGAUUCAAAUGCUGAAAAAUCAUCUUGUGUAAUCUUUCACUUGGAAUCGAAAUGAAACCACCCCGACGUCACGGACAUUGACAACCCCUGCUGUUGCUAUCAAGACACAGGAUUCUUCCCCAAGGCCACAGGAAGCAACGAUCACGGUCAAUGUAUGGAGCACCUCUUGUAUCGUCAGCAGUCACCUGAGAGACACAGAGGAGGAAACACCGAGUCCUUAAGCGAACGAAGACUCAUCCCAUAAAGUCUUGUGGUUACACUCUCCAAAUAACACUUCCGGGCUGUUAAUGUUACUGACCGCUGACAAGUUGAUGCUUACGUUCUUUACGCCAGCCUUUCCCAAGACGAAUGUGGAAGCUCUUUAGAUUAAAGUGAUUAUCUGCCGAAUCUGAUAUGGAGCCAGCUGUCAAAAUUUGGCCUAUUCUCUUUCUCCUACUUGGCGAUGUGGCAGCCAUGAUGAUCUAUCAGGGUGACGGCUGCCUGGAGAAGUGUCCCGUCACACACCACUACAGCCCCGUGUGUGGCACGGAUUACGUCACAUACACCAACCCCAGUACGCUCCUCUGCUACAAGAAGUGCACUGACUCCACACUGGGCGUGGCACACUUCACCAGCUGCGUGGACUGGUUAACCGGCAACUACCGCUUAUGAGCACCGGUCUGCAGGGUCAACGUCACCUCCUCACCCGCAAAGCAGCCCACAAAGAAAACGGCCGUUCGGAAGGAAGUUACACCCAUUUGCAAUUUUCGGCUCAGGAAGAAGUUGGAAGGCGACUCUGUUGCUUCAUGGACUUUACUGACGCCGUUCUUUGCGAGGUCGUUCGAUCCCUUCUCUUGUUGGAGGAUUUAGUACAAACCGCCGUCGUGGACCGAUACGCUUUAGACCAGCGGUGUCCCUCUCAAGGACCGCACUUCAGUUCAGUUAUGCAACUAAAGAUCGUCAGUUUAAUCAGUGAAAUCAGCAUAGGCAUAUAAACGGGGUGCAAAAUGAAGUGAAACACAC